ACUCGUGUUCGGGUCACCAGCAAAAGCGGUAUCCACCUUCUCCCAGCGGUAGUUUUCAAUUGGUCUACCGCGGUUCUUGUCCUCGUCCAGGCGUUAGGUUGGGGCGGUCAUUUUACCGUCACUCCGCACCCCGCCUUAUCUGGAAGGCGGCUUCCUUCAAGGUCUCAAGGCGUGCUCUCAGUAAGAAGGAAGACAACAGAGAGGUGAGAGAGAAAGAUCAUACGAGAGGCCCAAAAAAAAAAGUAAGAAAAAGUUGGCUUUUUAUAUUGUUUUGCCGCGAAGAUCGCCUAUGGGAAAAAACAGAAGUUGGUUGCGCCAUUAAUGGACUCUCUUGAUGCUGGUGGGAGAGAGAGAAACAAGGAGAUAGAGAGAAAAGGGAGAGCCUCGGAGGAAUUUGAUGGCAAAUAAAGGGAGUUCGACGCUGAGGCAGCAGCAAGAGCAGCAUAUCUCUUUUGGCUUGAUCCAGCCCUCCUCUUCGACGCAUGGAAACUUCAUCAAAAGUAAGGAAACUGGGGCCUUUGACUUGGGGGAGCUGGACCAAGCCUUGUUCAUGUAUCUUAAUGGGCAGGAUUCCCCAUCAGCUCAAGAACAAAGACGGACUCUGAACAUUUUCCCUUCUCAGCCCAUGCAUGUAGAGCCAUCUACAAAGGGCGGCAUUAGCUUUGUUUCUCCAACGGGCAGUGGUACUAAGAAGUCAUCAGAUCAAAUCAUGGAGUUGGGCAACCCAAUAAGCGAUCCCCCAGCUUUGCCAGACACUGGGAAGGAUAUCAAAGCAGUAGUAAAGAAGGAAGGAAAUAGAAAGGGCAAAUCUAUUUCAGAACAAGGAGGGCCCAGAACACCAGAUCCUAAGACGCUCAGAAGGCUAGCUCAGAAUAGGGAGGCAGCCAGGAAAAGCAGGCUAAGGAAGAAGGCUUACGUCCAACAACUCGAGAACAGUAGGAUCAAGCUAACUCAGCUAGAACAAGAGCUCCAGAGGGCAAGAGCUCAGGGUUUGUUCUUCGGUGGUGGAGCACUUCUUGGGGACCAAGGUUUCCCACCCGGGAUCAGCUCACUCAGCUCAGAUGCGGCGAUGUUUGAUAUGGAGUAUGCGAAGUGGCUUGAGGAGCACCACCGGCGGAUGUGCAACCUCCGGGCUGCAGUGCAAGAGCACCUACCAGAGACCGAGCUCCGGAUGUUUGUGGAUAACUGCGUCGCCCACUAUGAAGAGAUGGUGAACCUCAAGAGUAUAGUUAUCAAGUCCGACGUCUUCCACCUCAUCGCCGGCAUGUGGAAGACCCCCGCCGAGCGUUGCUUCAUGUGGAUGGGUGACUUCCGCCCCUCCGAGCUCAUCAAGAUGCUCUUGAGCCACCUAGAGCCACUUACAGAGCAACAGAUAUUGGGGGUGUGUGGUCUGCAACAGUCGACGCAGGAGACGGAGGAAGCGCUGAGCCAAGGGCUAGAAGCCCUCAACCAGUCUCUGUCGGAUAUCGUGGCCUCCGAUGCGCUGAGCUGCCCGUCCAAUAUGGCUAACUACAUGGGCCAAAUGGUCAUUGCCAUGAGCAAGCUCACCUCCCUUGAGGGUUUUGUUCGACAAGCAGAUAAUCUGAGGCAGCAGACCUUCCACCGGCUUCACCAGAUUUUGACAACCCGUCAAAUGGCCAGAUGCUUGUUAGCCAUCGCAGAGUACUUCCACCGCCUCCGUGCACUGAGCUCCCUGUGGCUCUCGAGACCAAGACAAUAGUGAUUCUCUAAACCCUGCGAGUGCAACAUAAAAGGAGGAAAAAAAAGGGAGAUCGGGAGUAAGGUUAUAGUAGCGUACGUGCCACCUCCAUCUCUUUCCUAGGUAUUGAAUGGGAUUUCUAUGGAGAAGUAGAGGGAUACAUUUGACUCCUUUCUAAAGAUGUAUAGAUAGAUAUAUCAUACGUAGACACACUGAAUCGAUGAAAUGUGGCCUAGACUUCACAUCCAUCUUCUUUUGUUAUUUCUUAGCUUUCCUAAUUAUCAUGGGGGUGAUUUGUGGGAAGUAGAGAUUGAGGCAAUCUUUCCUGACGACUUGGUUGAUGGAGGGAGGAGAAAGAGAAGGGAGGUGAGAAGAUCCUUAGGAGAAUUAAUUUUAAGGAGGAGAAGAUAAAGCAAGACUAUUAGGUGUUAGCACAGAGAGGAGGGAUGGGUGGGUCCACUUGUACACACGUCACUGCGUGGCUCCCCCUACCCUGCAUGUCUUUGUAAUGUUUGGUGAAGGCGGCAGAGUAAGGGUUUUGUAUUGACUUUGGCUGGCCACAUCUUAUUUAGCUUGUAUUUUGCGUUUCCUUUUUUUUUUAAAGCUGAAAACUUUAUGUUUCGAGUUUUUUGCUGUGGUCAUCUACUCGUCUUUGUUUUUGUUUUUCAUGCAAGAAGGCUGAUGGCUUUUUAGCUAGACAGGACUUUCCGGGAGAAAUACUCCUCACUGGCUAACAAACUACUAAAGGGCUUCAUGUUCAUGACGUAGCACAAACCGUCCGUAUGGAACCUAGGUUUCAAACUACAAGAACACCAAGGUUUGAGAUCAAUUACUUGCAGAAUCUCGUUCUUUCAUGCUACUAAUUUUCAGAUUUUGUGAGUGGAAUAAAGGCCUUGACUCCUUUAUUUUUUUUUUUGCCUAAGAAAGCUCAAAGCCGAGCUUUAUUAUCUUACAUGUGAAACGGCUACAAAGUGAACUCUGAUGAUAGCAUGUGAUUUGACCACAAACGCACAUUCACAUAAGAAACCUAUAUGCAGUCGUAUGCUAGCUAGUUAGGUUUUCCCAAGAAAAAAAAGGCUAUAAUAUACUUUAUAUUAUUUUACUCUGUACUUUGGAUGAUCUUGCUUUUUCUAAGCUGAAAAACGGAGGAAUUGAGACAAUUAAAAAUCCUAUUAAUGAAACGGUUUAUGUAGAAAGGCAGAUAUAUAUUGCUAAAGAUACAAAGCCGUAGUCGGAGCAUUUGUUUGUUCUCAUUCAACCUUUAGCCUUGUAAGCCUUGGGUCCUUUUCUAGCUCUAUCUUGAAUCCUUGCGGCAGAGUUAAUUUUUCAAUCGGCAAUGUGUUUACGAAGUAGACGGACUGCACAAACAUCAGCAUGAGCUUUUUCUUGGUCAUCGCCUAGAAUCCCAUCUGCGCCAGGUGGAAAAGAGGAGGCAUGUGCAUGUCGUGAGAGAAUAAAAUAUUAACACGCACGAGUGUUCAACUUGCCGUGCAAGUUCCAGCAUCAUGCAUGAAAUGACAUUGUAAUUCACAAUAUGAUUUGCGAUAAUUUCAGGUUUGCAUGAUGUUUUGAUCAUUCAAUAUUCCAAGUCUGGUGAUGGAUGGUUAAAUUUAGUCAAAAUUUAGCAUUUUUCACUAUUUAUUAUAUAUAUAUAUAUAUGUAUUAAUUGUGUGUAUGUACGUAUAUUUAUUCUGAAUUGGGCAUAUAGAAACCCACCAUUGCAAAAUUAAAAACUACAUAUUAUGCAUAAAAA
Messenger RNA from Elaeis guineensis (African oil palm), 3452 nucleotides. RefSeq names its product bZIP transcription factor TGA10. Gene Ontology annotation, biological process: regulation of DNA-templated transcription; DNA-templated transcription. Lineage: Eukaryota; Viridiplantae; Streptophyta; Magnoliopsida; Arecales; Arecaceae. The record is from RefSeq and is a predicted model, not a curated record. Gene Ontology annotation, molecular function: DNA-binding transcription factor activity; sequence-specific DNA binding.